AUACAAUGAUUAGAAAGAUCAUAGUAACACUAUAUUGGCUUCAUUUACAGAAUUGCAGCAGUUACAUUUGUGACAUGGUUAUGACUUGCAGACUAGCAUUCAAUUUGGAAGUGAUUUAUACAGCUCAUGUAUUUUUUGGGAUGAAUCUGCAAACCUGUUAGUGACUCAAAGACAUCAGGUUUAAAGCUUCGUUUACUUCCCUGCCCUGCCAAGCACAAUAAAUAAUGUGGCAGGCCGGGGCCUUUUGUGUCCACACAGAUUCCUUCUUUUGCCCGGGGUAGGCGGAAAUCGAGGCGUUUGAUCUGAAUUCUAAAGAGUCUUGUUGCAGCCCAAUGAAGGCUGCCAUUGUAUGUAAAUAGUUUAUAUAAGAGCAUAUGACUGCUACGGUGCAGGGCACUGGCUAGUGGCGGAGGAAUGAUUAGCAUUUUCCUAACGCAUGGUGUUCUCAGCCAGCCUUCUGGCUUCCUAAAAAUCUCAAAAUAUUUCAAAUAAUUUCUUCUUUGUACACAUUUUUGUGUACCACCACAGCUGAAGCUUGAUGCUCAAGCUACACCUCAAGAUGGUCAUCUUUGGACCCGGCGCUGCUUACGCCGCUUGCACCGCUGGCUGAGUCUGACCUGGAGUCGAAAAUGAACUGGGGGACCUUUUAUGCCGUGAUCAGCGGCGUAAACAGGCACUCUACCGGCAUUGGACGCGUUUGGCUCUCCGUCAUCUUCAUCUUCCGUAUCUUGGUCCUGGUGGUGGCUGCUGAGAGCGUUUGGGGAGAUGAGAAGUCCGGCUUCACCUGCAACACCCAGCAGCCUGGCUGCAACAGCGUCUGUUACGACCAGUUCUUCCCCAUCUCGCACAUCCGCCUGUGGGCGCUCCAGCUCAUCCUGGUCUCCACCCCCGCCCUGCUGGUUGCCAUGCAUGUGGCCCACCGACGCCACAUCGACAAGAAGAUCCUGAAGAGGACGGGCCGCGGCACCCCCAAGGAGCUCGAACACAUCAAGAACCAGAAGUUUCAGAUCACAGGAGCUCUUUGGUGGACAUACAUGAUCAGUGUCAUCUUCAGAAUCAUCUUGGAGGUGGCUUUUCUCUACAUCUUCUACUUGCUUUAUCCUGGCUUUAAGAUGGUGCGGUUGGUAAAGUGCGAUUCGUACCCAUGCCCCAACACAGUGGACUGUUUUGUCUCCAGGCCGACAGAAAAGACCAUAUUCACCGUGUUCAUGCUGGCAGUGUCUGGGGUGUGUGUGCUGCUGAACCUGGCUGAGUUGGUAUACCUCAUAGGCAGGGCCUGCAAACGCUGCUUACGAGGCUCUGAGGAAGAGUCCAAAGUAGCUUGGAUAAGUCAACGAUUGUCAACUUAUAGACAGAAUGAAAUCAAUCAGCUUAUAGCAGACCAUUCUCUCAAGUCUAAAUUACAUGUGACCAAAAAGAGCCCAACUGAGAGGGGUGAAAUGUGUUCUGCUUUCUGAGACUCGGCCUCUCCUGUUCCUGUUUAACUAAUCAACAGUAACCACACACGUCCCUGGAGUAUGUUGCUCUGCAUUAAUGUCACAUAUUCUGUAUAUUUCAUCAUUGUCAGCAGACACAUUUAGACUAUUUACGCAUCACUCAGUCUACCGCUUAUUAAUUCAUCUGUUUUUUCUUUGUUAUUGGUUAUACUGACACAAGUGUUGCUCUUGGAACUCGUCUAAACUAUUUGGAGCCAGUAGUGAAAGUUAAAGGACCAUAGCAUACCGGUGUUUUAGUCCACUUACUAAAACACAUUACAUUGUUGUUGAUUUUAGUGGUGUCAUUUGACCAGCAAGGCGCAGCAAACAUGCUUGUGUGUGUUGAGUGACAAUACAGUUCAAAAUAUGGAUUUGUUUGAAAAUCCUGCAUAUGUGUUGGCACACUGUUUAGAAAUCACCAGUUGCUGCCACGCAGUUGUAUUUACAAGCUAUGAUGCAUGGGAAGUAUGCCCAUUAAGCACACAUUGAUUUGAAAUAUGAAUAUUUAUUAUUUGGCAUUAUAAAAGGUUUCUGUGAGAAAAAAACUGUACUGGUUUAUCUCCAGCACAUGAAUCUACUGCGCAGCAGAUUUGUCACAUUCAGCCACAUAUCAGCUGCUUUGUCACGCAACAUAAAUGUAGCUUUGACACAAAAAAGGAAACAGGAAGCUGUCCGGAACGCUCAAAAAC
Etheostoma cragini (Arkansas darter) is the source of this 2164-nucleotide messenger RNA. RefSeq names its product connexin 31.7 (gene cx31.7). Lineage: Eukaryota; Metazoa; Chordata; Actinopteri; Perciformes; Percidae. The transcript is spliced from 3 exons. The record is from RefSeq and is a predicted model, not a curated record. Gene Ontology annotation, cellular component: connexin complex. Gene Ontology annotation, biological process: cell communication. The coding region runs from base 630 to 1457 and encodes 275 amino acids.